CCAAUGAGGUCGACCCUGAAUGGUUAGCCAGACUCUUGCGAGUCAUACAAGAAGGUUCCAGAAGGAAACAUCUGUAAACGAGUAACUUGUGAUGCUAUUUAUGAUGCGCUUGGUGCAGAAUGAUUCAAGGCUGCUGGGGGUCACGCUCAGGAGAACAAGAAGGAAAGAUCAGCAAGUUCACGCAAACGGACCUAAAAGCUACCUCCAUCCCCCACACCACCGAGUGCCGAAAUAACCGAAGCUCCUGCUUUCCGAAAUACGCACACGACCCCUCGUAAGUCCUUUGAUCGAUGAUUGGACGCAUCGGAUGGACGACUUAAUCGAUGACCCAAUUUGUACACGGGGCAAGAAGGAUUAGACUGACUUUGGAACGCGGGAACAAUGAGCGGCUGCAGCUGUAGCUCGUCAUCAGGAGCGCCACCCCAGACCCGCGCUUCCUGCCUCGCGGCGAGUCUCGCCCCCGCCUCUGCCGGCCAGAGGAUGAGGGCGACCGCAGCUCUCCUGAUGCUCCUGCUCUGGGGGUCUGUCGCGCUCGGGCGGGCACGCCGCGGCGAGAGGCGCGGCAAGGCUCGCGGCGGCACCCGGAAAGGCACGGGAAAGCGCUCCGCCACCGAAUGCAAAGAGUAUACGGAGGCUGGGCAGACGUACCUGGAUUGCCAGGACCGUCAUUUGACCGCGGUGCCCACAGGUUGGCGCGGUCAAGUGGACCACCUGAUUCUAGCUCGCAACAAGAUCCAGACGCUACCGGACAACGCUUUCGUACACUUCAAGGGACUGAAGAGCCUGGACGUGCAGCAGAACCAGCUGGCUGGGAUCGAAGCGAGGGCCUUUGCCGGCCUCAACCAGCUCACUACUCUGCUCCUGCAGCAUAACCAUCUGCGCCUCCUCAGCGAGGAGGCGCUGCUCCCGAUGCCCAGACUCGCCUACCUGCGUCUCUACGACAACCCUUGGGACUGCCAAUGCCAGCUAGACAGCCUGGUCCGGACCUUGCAGGUGCCGAGCAAGCGCAACCUGGGCAACUACGCCAAGUGCGCCGAGCCUCCCGCGCUCCGGGGCCGGAGGCUGAAGAAGGUCAGGCCAGAGCUGCUGUGUCCCGAGCUGGAGGGGAACGUCCUGCAGGAGCCCAGGGAGCACUCGCUGGACCGCACGCCCAUCAAGAGCCAUCUCGAUGUCACCAGCAUCUGCCACACCUACGCGAUCCCCACGCCCUUCCUAGACUGCCAGAACCGAGGCCUGAAAAGUGUGCCAGCAGACAUCCCCUCAUACGCAGUCAAGGUGGACCUGUCCAAAAACAACAUCGGGCAUCUCAAGAAUAAGGCCUUUCUGGGCUCUAAGGAGAUGAGACUGCUGAACCUCAGCAGCAAUGGCCUUCAGCACAUUGAUACAGAUGCUUUCGCUGGUCUCCUGUAUCUCCGGGAGCUGGAUCUCUCCAACAACAGCCUGCGCCACUUCCAGUACGGGGUGCUUGAGGACCUGUACUUUGUACGGAGACUGGCCCUGGGGGGGAACCCCUGGGCGUGCGACUACAACAUUCAUUACCUGGUGUACUGGUUAAAGCUACACCCUGCCGCUGAGCACUCCGGCCUGGUGUGCCGCUCGCCGGCCGAGUUCGCGGGCUGGACGGUACAUAACUACGUCAAGACCUACAAUGGGGAGUGUCCCAAGGACGGGCCGAUGACUCGGGACGCGACCUUGGAUGCCGGCACCCGGAAUCCCAACGCGCUAGAGCCCGGCGACCAGGACCCCGGCGCUCUGGAACUCAACGUAAAGAUAGUGGAAGAUGAGAAAAUACUGCUGCCACGGCCAUUGAGCGGGCCAAAGAAAUACGAAGUCAUACGGCUGACUUAAAUCGAGACGCGUCUCUUAUUGCGAGACGUUCCGCUUCAGUCUGUAUCAGAUGACGGUCGUUUUCUGUGGCACCAUAGUAAUUAUUUUUAUUGAUGAAUUUUCAUUUCCUUUAUACAGAAAGUUGUGUAAAAUUCUAAAUAAUUUGUACUCGUUGUUUCUGUGUCGAUAAAAUAAAAUU
Molecule: messenger RNA, 2026 nt
Organism: Scleropages formosus (Asian bonytongue)
Lineage: Eukaryota; Metazoa; Chordata; Actinopteri; Osteoglossiformes; Osteoglossidae
Gene: lrrc17
Product: leucine rich repeat containing 17
Exons: 4
Coding region: 382-1848 (488 amino acids)
Cellular component (GO): plasma membrane
Molecular function (GO): protein binding
Source: RefSeq, a predicted model, not a curated record